AAUGGGCAGUGGUUUACAGUUAUAAAUAACAUGCUAGUUUGGAUCCAUUGAAACACACUGAAAGCAAGAAGCUGCUGUUCUCUCUUUCUCUCUUUCCCAUAGUUUCACCCAUCUUUUAAUCCAUCGCUCACAAAAUUAUGGGUUUGAAGGAGGAAUUCGAGGACCAUGCCGAGAAAGUUAAGACCCUCCCGGCCGCCCCUUCGAAUGAUGACAUGCUCAUUCUCUAUGGACUGUACAAGCAAGCUACUGUUGGACCAGUGAAUACCAGCCGUCCUGGAAUGUUCAACAUGAGGGAAAAGUACAAGUGGGAUGCAUGGAAGGCUGUUGAAGGGAAAUCAAAGGAGGAAGCAAUGGGGGAUUACAUCACCAAAGUAAAACAACUGUUUGAGGCUGCUGGAAGUUCUUGAUGUGUGUGUGUAUGACCAAUGAAACUGGUGUAAUUUCAAGCCCUUGUUGGUUACUUGGGGUUUUCAUUACUAUGAAUAAAUUAUGUACUCUUUUUCUAUUGCUAUUAUGUUAUUUACAGUAGAAACUCUUUGAUUUACUUUUAUUCUUGUGGUUAUUUCAAAGUAGAUUUUUACAUAA
Molecule: messenger RNA, 585 nt
Organism: Gossypium arboreum
Lineage: Eukaryota; Viridiplantae; Streptophyta; Magnoliopsida; Malvales; Malvaceae
Product: acyl-CoA-binding protein
Exons: 4
Coding region: 138-407 (89 amino acids)
Biological process (GO): fatty acid metabolic process
Molecular function (GO): fatty-acyl-CoA binding
Source: RefSeq, a predicted model, not a curated record